Molecule: messenger RNA, 820 nt
Organism: Xenia sp. Carnegie-2017
Lineage: Eukaryota; Metazoa; Cnidaria; Anthozoa; Malacalcyonacea; Xeniidae
Exons: 4
Coding region: 11-820 (269 amino acids)
Source: RefSeq, a predicted model, not a curated record
GAAAAUAAAGAUGAUAUCAAGCUCAACAAAAGCGUUUCUUGGGACUCUCAUAAUCCUGUCUAUUAGUGGCCAAAUAGUAAAUGGUAAUGACGACAUAUCAAUCUGCAAGAAAAGCUUAGAGACAUUAAAAGACAACGUGAAAGAAUGGAUGGAAACUUGCGUUGAUAAAAAUGGCAAUGACGAUAACACAACUGCAUGCAAGGAAGUAAAACAAUACAACAAAGAAAUGAUGCAAAUGCAAACAGAAAUGUGUUUUUACAAAGAUGUUUAUCCAAAGCCAUAUUUGAUUAUUAUGAGCUUUGAUAAAAUAUACUCUGUUGAUUCUAUUACUGGAGAUAUUCAUGUCAGCACUAUUAAUGGUUCCAGUAAGAAUAAAUCUGACCAUGCAUCAAGAUAUAAUGACAUAGAAAUUGAUGUAGUUGAGAAUGUGCUUUACUACAUCGAUGACAAAGACAUCAAACGGGGAAAUCUUGACUUGACUAGAAACGAAAUUUUUGCGGAAAAUGUUUCUGUUCAUGAUAUUACAGUUGACUGGAUUGGUCGUCGUAUCUUUUACAUUGACUCCACGAACAUUAUCUAUCAAAUUUAUUUGAAAAAUAAAACUACAAGUGUUAUGAGGCUUCAACCAGGACUACAAUUUUCCAGCAUUGCAUUUGACUCAAAACAUGGGUAUCUAUUCUUGGCAGAAAGUACAGAACUUUUCUUAUGGUUAUGGAACAUGACUGCAAAUAAACAUCAUAUUCUUUCAGUUUCACUUCAAUUUAUUGGCGAGUUUCAAACGGAAAUAUUUUUUCUUAUGUUUACUACUCCCAAAAUGUAA